AGGAGCGGAACUCUGCCCUAGUGACCAUACGGGACGACCAUGGCGGCCAUGACGGCCUAGUCCAUCGCCCCAUACGGGACGCGGGUGGAGAGGGGGAGUGUGGAAGGUCAACGGCAGGAUACCAGCAUGGUACACGCUCUAAGCCUGAGGCUACCUCGACACCAAGCGAGAUCGCGAGAGAGGAGAAGAGAGAGAAUGAAAGAUUGUUGCACACAUCCACAGCCAGGCCGAUAUGGGUAGCAGGUCGUGGCGGGGCGAUUGUACCAGGUACAGCUCAACGUGAGAUGUACAGAUGUACGCCUGUCAUUCUCAUUGUUGGAGUGAGGCCCGCCAGCCAGCUUGACCAACCAACCAACCAGUCAAUCAUCGAGCUGAGAGAAGGCAUCUGGGGCAGAACAACAGCUCCUCGGAGACCAGCAGCAGGUACACCGGACGCGUGCAUUGACUUUGGCGAGAAGACCAAUCACCCGCUGCUGUCUCCACGAGCGCUGCCUCAGAGUCCUAGCUUGUACCAGUCUAAAGGAGUUGCAAGGCAGGCGGAAGAUCGACCUGUUGAUGCCAGCCCGCGGGCACGUAGAUCAUUUUCGAAUUCUAGAAAGUUCGUGGUGCUCCCAGAGGCUCAACGAUGUCGACACGGAUUAAGAACAGGGAAAUCAUGUAGUCAAGGUGGAGAUGCAAUGCUGCCUAUGCCGAAAUGUGGCCGCUUGCUCAAGUGUGGUGUUUCGAGUUUCUUUGCCUUUACAUCUGUGCAUCACGGGGAAGACCGAUCGUUCCAGCUAAGUAGUACCCAGGGGAUUCUGCAGUCGUCAUAGUACGCUAUAUUCCACCGACGACGCCCAACGGCCAAGUCGGUGAAGGAGUUGGAUCGCCAGCCCAGAGAUGAGAGGGCAGGCGUGGCAGGGUG
Messenger RNA from Colletotrichum godetiae, 904 nucleotides. RefSeq lists its product as uncharacterized. Bases 285 to 812 code for a protein of 175 amino acids. The record is from RefSeq and is a predicted model, not a curated record. The transcript has a single exon. Lineage: Eukaryota; Fungi; Ascomycota; Sordariomycetes; Glomerellales; Glomerellaceae.